AUGGUGAGUUUGGAUUCAGAGUUAGAUAUCGUUAUAUCAGAUGAGCGCGAGAUAGAAGAGUUGGGUCGGAGUUUGGUUUCGGGCAAGUGUGGGGUAGGUAUGGGUUGGGAGUGUCUUAGUUUAGUUAAAUUAGGGUUUGGAGGGGGGUUUAAUGGGAAUAUUGUGACUAGUAAUGGGAAGGGACUAGUACCUAGCUUUAAGGAAGUCUUUAAAGAAGUCUUUGCCGAACCAGCCAAUGAGUUGAGUAAGGGUUUAGAUGAUGUUUUAGGUAGUAAUAGUAAUGUUUUAAAUAGUAAUGGUAAUAGUAAUGAUAUAGUUGGUAAUGUUUUAGAUACUGUUAAGGAUAGUAAUGAUAAUAGUAUAGUUGGUAAUAGUAAUAGUAAUGAUAUAGUUGGUAAUGGUAAUGGUAAUAGUAAUGAUAAUGGUAAUGGUAUAGUUAAUAGUAAUGAUAUAUUUAGUAAUAGUAGUAGUAGUAAUGGUAUAUUUAGUAACGAUAAUAAUGAUGAUGUUCUAGUUAGUGGUGGGGAGGAAGUGAAGAAGCGGCAACAGUCACUUUCGGAGAUGAUUGAUUGUGGGAUGAUUCGGACUUUGGUUUCACCUUUGAAGUCGGUGGGUCGACGGAGUCGUGGGGGAAGACGUGGAGGGAUGGGAGUUUGUGCUGGUGGGCCGGUGCGGUGGUCGCGUGGGGAUGGGAAGAAUAAGAACUUGGUCUUUGAUCGAGUUCAGAGUUAUGACGUGGCUCAAGUACAAGUAAGUAAUGAACCAAUGGCUUGGGCGGGAGAGACUUACUCUUGUGCUUUGCCUUCAGUAGGAGUGGGGCCGGCUGAUGGGAUUUUGCGAGUAUCUCCGGAAGUAGUAGCUGAGUUAUUAAGAAGUGAACAGUCUUUCUUUUUGGUAGAUUGUAGGUUUGAAUAUGAGUUUAGUGGUGGACAUAUUAGAGGGGCACAGAACAUUAUGACCAUGCGGGGUAUUAAGACUUGGUUUCAAAACUUAGUGGCAGCUGAGGAAGGAUCAGGAGCGAUUUUUGUCUUCUAUUGUGAGUACUCAUCCGUACGGGCACCUCGUUUAGCUACUCAGUUAAGGAAUGAGGAUAGAUUAAGAUCUACUUAUCCUUAUUUACUCUUCCCAAAUGUCUACAUUAUGUCUGGGGGUUACAAGGAGUUCUACAAGAACUAUUCUGAGUUUUGUGUGCCCUGCAGUUACACUCCCAUGUAA
Messenger RNA from Nematocida homosporus, 1215 nucleotides. RefSeq names its product M-phase inducer phosphatase 3. Gene Ontology annotation, molecular function: protein tyrosine phosphatase activity. The transcript has a single exon. Lineage: Eukaryota; Fungi; Microsporidia. The coding region runs from base 1 to 1215 and encodes 404 amino acids. Gene Ontology annotation, biological process: positive regulation of G2/M transition of mitotic cell cycle; G2/M transition of mitotic cell cycle; positive regulation of G2/MI transition of meiotic cell cycle. Gene Ontology annotation, cellular component: cytoplasm; nucleus. The record is from RefSeq and is a predicted model, not a curated record.